This is a messenger RNA of Aspergillus wentii DTO 134E9, 1665 nucleotides long. Its product is annotated as sugar porter family MFS transporter. Gene Ontology annotation, biological process: carbohydrate transport; transmembrane transport. Bases 1 to 1665 code for a protein of 554 amino acids. Gene Ontology annotation, cellular component: membrane. Gene Ontology annotation, molecular function: carbohydrate:proton symporter activity. Lineage: Eukaryota; Fungi; Ascomycota; Eurotiomycetes; Eurotiales; Aspergillaceae. The transcript has 4 exons. The record is from RefSeq and is a predicted model, not a curated record.
AUGGGUAUGAAAGCCGACUCCGCUGAGUUCCACCAUGUUGAGACGCAUGGGGAUCCUAUCCCGAAGCUUGGUGAAUCAGAGGAGAUACACGGCGAGGACAGAUACGGUAAAGCAGGCAUUGCCGGCAUCUUCAGCAACAAAUAUGUCAGUGCCUGCGCACUCUUCGCCACACUGGGCGGUGCCCUCUUCGGCUACGACCAAGGCGUCGUCUCCGUCACCCUGACAAUGGACCAAUUCCAAGCUCGCUUCCCCGAAGUCUCCGAGACUGCCGCCGGAGGAGGGUUCCAGAAAGGCUUGCUGACAGCCAUGAUCGAACUGGGUGCUUUCGCUGGGGCAAUGAACCAGGGCUGGAUUGCGGAUAAGAUCUCCCGGAAGUGGUCGAUCAUGGUGGCUGUGUGGAUCUUCCUUCUUGGGUCUGCAUUGCAGACGGGUGCGAUGGACUUUGGGAUGCUUCUUGCCGGUCGGUUUGUGGGUGGGAUGGGGGUGGGCAUGUUGUCGAUGGUGGCGCCGUUGUAUAUUUCGGAGAUUGCGCCGCCGGAGAUUCGAGGGACGCUGCUGGUCCUGCAGGAGUUGUCGAUUGUAGGCUCGAUUGUGGUUGCGUUCUAUACCACGUACGGGACGAGGUUCAUCCAGAGUGAAUGGGCCUGGCGUCUGCCGUUUCUCAUUCAGAUGAUACCGGCAAUCAUCCUCGGAAUCGGUAUCCCAUUCCUCCCAUACUCCCCCCGCUGGUUAGCCUCUAGAGGCCGUGAUGAUGAGGCCUUGCAGACGCUUUGCAAACUGCGCAAUGUCCCUGCCACCGACCGUCGAGUGCUGCGAGAAUGGUUCGAUAUCAGAGCUGAAGCUGCCUAUCGCAAAGAAGUCAGCAUCGAACGCCAUCCUAAGCUGCAAGACUCGAGCUACUCCAGCCGGAUCAAACUGCAAGUCAUCAGCUACCUUGAUUGUUUCGGAAAGGGAUGCCUGAAACGCACUCAUGUCGGUAUUGGCAUCAUGUUCUUUCAACAAUUCUCCGGCAUCAACGCCCUCAUCUACUACUCCCCCUCCCUCUUCGCCAACAUGGGCCUCGACUACACCAUGCAGCUCGACAUGUCCGGCGUCCUCAACAUCUGCCAGCUCGUCGGCUGCCUCUGGUCUCUCUGGGGCAUGGACAAAUUCGGCCGUCGGCCACUCCUCCUCACCGGCGGCGUCUGCAUGGUGAUCUCCCACCUCAUCAUCGCCAUCCUGGUCGGCAAAUACGACAAGGUCUGGCUCUCCCACCCCGGCGCAGCAUGGGCAUCCGUCGCUUUUCUCUUCUUUUACAUGAUCACGUACGGCGGGUCCUGGGCCCCAGUGCCCUGGGCGAUGCCGGCUGAGAUAUUCCCCGCCUCGCUACGUGCAAAAGGCGUCGCAUACGCGGUCAUGUCGAACUGGAUGAAUAACUUCAUCAUCGGGCUGAUUACGCCGCCGUUGCUGCAGAAUACCGGAUUCGGGACGUAUGUGUUCUUCUGUGCAUUUUGUAUUCUUGCUGUGGUGUGGGUGUAUUUUGUCGUUCCGGAGACGAAUGGCCGGACGUUGGAGCAGAUGGACGAGGUGUUUAAAGACAACACGGGGGCUGCAGAACAGGCGCAUCGCGCGAGGAUUGAGGCGGAGAUCACGGCUGGCUUUAGGGAGGCCUCGGUAGCUGUUUAG